CGCGAUUGGAUUUAAUUCAGGAAACUUGAAAAAAGCUGGAAAAGGAUAUGUGAAAUUUUUUUUUUGUUCCGGCUGAAUUUUGAAACGAGAUCUCCCAGAUGACGCUACCGUAAGUGUGACGCAGUCACUUUCUUUUUUUUUUCUCGUUGUUGUGACGUUACUCCAUAACGCUCCACUCAGCUCCACUCCAUCUGCUCCACCAUGGCGCGACGUUGACAAGCCACGACGUAAAGGAGUUAUCAAUGAGGAUCUGACGUGUUGACGAAUCGAGACUAUAUCGGGAACGCAUUAUGGACCUGGCCAAAUCGUUCUUCAAUGUUCGCGAUCAUGAUGGUUACGUCGGAAAAGAGGAACAUAAUAAAAAAAUAGAAACAGCUAUUUCCGAAGAUGAGAUCGAAAUAGAAGUUGGAAGUUUGUGUGGUGAGGCUUUGUCGCCAGCACCAGGUGGUCCAUUUUCAGCAUUGACUCCAUCCAUGUGGCCACAAGAUAUCUUGGUUAAAUUGAAUCAACCUGAUGAUCCAAAUUCACAACCUGAAUAUAGGUUUGAUGAAUUUGGCUUUCGUGUGGAAGAAGAAGAUGGCCCUGAACAGAAUUCAAAAAAAUUGCUGGGAAUACCAUUUGUUGAGGAUCCUCAACAUAGAUUGCAAUGGGUUGCUCUUUUGGAAUUUAGCCAUAAUAAAGAAGUGGCAGAACUCUCCUGGCAAAAUAUGGAUCGAAAUCUACCACGUACAGAUAAAUUACGUGAAAUGGUUCGCCGCGGCAUACCUCAUUCCUUGAGACCUCAAAUUUGGAUGCGCAUGUCAGGAGCACUUCAGAAAAAAUGUUCAUCGGAAAUAAUGUACAAAGAUAUAGUGAAAGCAUCGAGUAAUGAUGCAUUAAUGACCAAUAAGCAAAUAGAAAAAGAUCUCCUUCGCAUUAUGCCAGCCAAUGCAUGUUUUAGUCAUCUGCAUAGUACUGGUAUACCUCGUUUAAGACGCGUUAUGCGUGCCUUAGCUUGGUUAUAUCCUGAUAUUGGUUACUGUCAAGGUACGGGUACGAUGGCAGCGUCAUUAUUAUUACUUUUGGAAGAGGAAGAUGCAUUCUGGAUGAUGGCAACAAUAGUGGAAGAUUUGUUACCAGCUUCUUAUUACUCUUCGACAUUAUUAGGUAUUCAAGCCGACCAAAAAGUACUUCGCACAUUAGUAGCUAAUUACCUUCCUGACAUAGAUCAUGUUUUGCUGCAACAUGACAUAGAAUUAAGUCUUAUAUCUCUGCACUGGUUUCUGACUUUAUUUGCAUCAGUUGUGCAUAUGAAAAUAUUACUACGAAUAUGGGAUAUGUUCCUUUUUGAUGGAUCUAUAGUUUUAUUCCAAAUUACGCUUGGGAUGUUGAAGAUAAAAGAAACAGACUUGAGACAAUUGGAGAACUCUGCACAAAUAUUUAACGCUCUCUCAGAUAUACCAGGAGACAUUGAUGAUGUGGACCAAUUAUUCAAUGUAUCUUUAGAAGUUAGUGGAUCACUGACAGACGUGUUAGUCGAGACUCAUCGACGUCGUCAUUUAGCUUAUUUAAUGGCUGAUCAAGGCGGAUUGGUAGGAAAUCCAGAUGCAGUACCGAAUUUACCAAAACAACAUUUGAAUAGACGUCAAAUGAAGCGAAAUAAAUCAAUGUUGCAAACAAUUUUAUUUGGAAAUGAUGAUGGCGAAGACGAUGCAAAAUCUAAAAAUAUUCGUCAAACAGAAAUUCUAGUUGAUCUAAGAGAAGCUGUUUUACAAGUUGCAAGACAUUUCAUAAAUGUCGAUCCAAAAUUAAAUAAUGUUGUUCUCAUAGCAGAUUAUACAAUGGAAAGUCAUGCAAAAGACCAUGACAAUUAUGUUAAUGUGUCGCGAACACGAAAAAGAAGAGCAAAAGCUUUACUAGAUUUUGAGAGACAUGAUGAUGAUGAACUUGGCUUUAGAAAGAAUGAUAUAAUUACAAUCAUUAGUCAAAAAGAUGAACAUUGCUGGGUGGGAGAACUUAAUGGACUAAGAGGAUGGUUUCCUGCUAAGUUUGUAGAAUUGCUAGAUGAACGUAGUAAACAAUAUACAUGCGCUGGAGAUGAUGCGGUUAGCGAAGCUGUUACGGAUUUAGUAAGAGGUACAUUGUGUCCCACUGUGAAAGCAGUCUUAGAGCAUGGAAUGAAAAGACCAUCAUUUUUGGGUGGACCGUGUCAUCCGUGGUUAUUUAUAGAAGAAGCUUCUAACAGAGAAGUGGAAAAAGACUUCAAUUCUGUUUAUAGUCGAUUGGUGCUGUGCAAAACAUACAGAUUGGAUGAAGAUGGCAAGGUUCUCACACCAGAAGAGUUAUUAUAUCGCUGUGUCCAAUCCGUAAAUUUAACACACGACAAUGCACACGCUCAGAUGGAUGUGAAAUUACGUUCUCUCAUUUGUCUCGGUUUAAACGAACAAGUGCUUCAUUUAUGGCUCGAAGUCUUAUGUUCCUGUGUAGAAGUAGUGCAAAAGUGGUAUCAACCGUGGAGCUUCAUAAAUAGUCCAGGUUGGGUGCAAAUAAAAUGUGAGUUAAGAAUAUUAAGUCAAUUUGCAUUUAACUUGAAUCCCGACUGGGAAUUACCGCCCAAAAAAGAACAAUCACAGCCUUUAAAAGAUGGAGUUCGUGAUAUGCUAGUCAAACAUCAUUUAUUUAGUUGGGAUCUUUAG
Messenger RNA from Atta colombica, 2675 nucleotides. Its product is annotated as small G protein signaling modulator 3 homolog. NCBI's taxonomy places the organism in Eukaryota, Metazoa, Arthropoda, Insecta, Hymenoptera, Formicidae. The record is from RefSeq and is a predicted model, not a curated record. Bases 291 to 2675 code for a protein of 794 amino acids. Gene Ontology annotation, molecular function: protein binding. The transcript is spliced from 16 exons.